Molecule: messenger RNA, 951 nt
Organism: Chlorella variabilis
Lineage: Eukaryota; Viridiplantae; Chlorophyta; Trebouxiophyceae; Chlorellales; Chlorellaceae
Exons: 9
Coding region: 1-951 (316 amino acids)
Biological process (GO): cellular response to phosphate starvation
Source: RefSeq, a predicted model, not a curated record
AUGAAAUUCGGCCACCUGCUCAAGUCCUUUGAGGCCGACGCAGCGCUGCCCGACACCAAGCUGAAAAAGCUGAUCAAGUCGCAGACCAAGCACCAGCACGAGGCAUCGGCGGCGGAGCCAGCAGACGCAGCAGCAGCAGCAGAUGGCGCAGCAGCGCCAGCGGCAGAGAAAACAGCAGCGCCAGCAACAGCUGGCAUACCUCCAGCAAGCGACCCAGCGGCGGCGGACGGGGCGGCGGCAAUAGAGCUGGCAGGCGGCAUUGCAGAGGAGGACCGGGAGUUUGUUGCCACGCUCAACACGGACCUGUCCCGCGUCAACUCGUACUUCAUGGAGAAGGAGGAGGAGGCGGUGAUCCGGCUGCGUGAGCUGGAGGACAGGCUGGAGGCGGCGCGGGAGGGGCUGGACGCCCCCGACCUGGAGCAGCUGCGGAACGAGCUGGUCGACUUCCACGGCGAGCUGGUGCUCAUGCUGCACUGGAGCCUGGUCAACUACGCAGCGGUGGCCAAGAUACUGAAGAAGCACGACAAGAUGACGGGGUCGCGCCUCCGUGCCCCCGUGCUGGCCAGCGUGCUGCACCAGCCCUUCCUCAGCACAGAGAGCAUCAGCCAGCUGGUGAAGGAGGCGGAGCGGCACGUGCAGGAGCUGUCGCACAUGUACGGCAAGGGGACCAGAGCAGAGCACUCGGGGGACGGCGACUCGAGCGCGGGGGCGGCGUCCCGGGACGGCGGCGGCGACCCCGAGGCGGCGGCGGGGGCCAUGGGGGAGAGCCACGUGGCCAUCUACAAGCGCACGCGUGCGGCGCUCAACAUGGAGGGGGCCAGCACGCCCAGCACGCUGCUGCCGCCGUCCGCCGCCAACUCCGACGCGGCGCCUGACGGCAAGAAGCAGCGCACGGGCGGCAAGGCCAAGCGGCAGGCCGCGUCGCCGUCGCUUGACGACUCGGUGCCCUGA